Messenger RNA from Xyrichtys novacula (pearly razorfish), 10197 nucleotides. Lineage: Eukaryota; Metazoa; Chordata; Actinopteri; Labriformes; Labridae. The record is from the annotation of a GenBank genome assembly.
AAUUCAACCGCUUCAUCCUCUCCUAACGGACCGUACAUGUGACCUUAUAUACCAGUGAGUCUAUUUGAGCGGGUGUUGUGUUGUGCAGCAUGUGGACGUUCAGCCUGCAGGUUUGAUGCACGUACUCGGACGCUCUAGUGAAAGUGGAUCGUGGAUCUUGAUUAACGGUCAGGGUAGGUUCCCUUCCGAGAAAUGAAGGAUGAUCGCGCGAUCUGUGCUCGGUACUCUGCUUUUCCUCUCUCAGAAGAUUUCAUAAGAGGAUCGUAAUCGGUUAUCAAAGCGCAUUUUUUAAAAUUUGGCGUCUUUUUCCCCGAAAGUGAGCGGGAAGUGAGGUUUAAUGGCAUGCGCAUUGAAGCAAAGUCAUACUUACUUUGAAUUUUAAUUUUAUUUUGAAGGCAGGUGACUUGGGAGGAUUGUGCAGUGAUUAAUAUCAGGAAAAAAAUAGCGUUAAUUUAGUUGUAAUCACAUAUACAGUUGCCUAUCUCUAUUUUUUGUCCCCAUUAUAGGUCUUACACAUUAAAACUUUGAUAUCUAAAGUUACUUUUGCAUUCUUAGCCCAAAUAAAAGAUUUAUUGGUUCAGAGUACAACUAUAAUGUUUUAAUAAAAUCCGACAUCUUUAUCAGGCCAGAAAACCAUCGCAUCACUGGAGUGUUUUUGCUGCUAGAUGGUGCUCUAACACGGAGAAAUUGAGUUGUUGUUCUCACUUUGCUGCCAUGUUAUAAUAAAUGUAAUACCACAGAUGAAAUUAAUUUCAGUUUCUCUUUGAAAACCGAUCUAUAGAUCACAAAACAUACAUAUAAAAGUUUUUUUUAUGUAUUAAAUGCACUUGCCUUCAUUUUGGAUAGUUAAGCCUGAGUGUGCAUGAGAGUGUGAUUCAGUUAGAUUUUUUAUGGUAGUGUAGGUUAGGACUUAUUCUCCAUUUAUUGCUCAGGCGGCCCCACACCUUAUUAUACCUAGCAAAUAUCUGAGAGUAAAUAAGUGGGCUAUUAGAUUUUUAUUUUUAUUUUGACAGUGGGCUUCCACAGCUGCAAGGCCAGGGUGAGGCCGUGUAACCUAAAAAUGAUAGUGAGGCAAAUAUUGAGGGACAGACUGUUAUUCAUGCACAGUCCUGUCUCACAGAGGUGCAUUCACUGAUGCCCAAAUCUUUUUUUUCUUCUUUUCUUCUUCUUGAUUCCCCGAGUUAACCGUGUGGUAUGUGGCUGAAACUUUUUCAUUGGUGAAGGGUCAUGGUAAGACAUGAUGUAAGGGGGGCGGUACUGUGCGAGCUAUGGAUUGAACUGUUACCUCGAAUACCCCCCCUUUUUUCACAUACCUGCAUGCGGAGAACUUGGAUUUUAUUUAUCCAAAAAUAACUUUUCAACAAUGGCUGAGGUGCCAGAAACAGACAUGCUCUGCAAUGCCUCUGCUAGUGGAAGACUGGAUGAAGUGGUGGUUUUGUUGGAAACUGGAGCUGAUGUUAAUGGAAGGAAUAUAUUCAACAGAACUCCUUUGCAGGUGAGUAAAACCGAUUUUUGAUUCGUUUUUGUCAAAGGAAUGAGGGAAAAUAUGCAGCCUGCAUUCACUUUGGAGGAUUUUAUUUUUUCUGUCUGCAUGACAAAGCACAUGUCUAACUUCCUUGUCUUUUGUGCUGCUGUGAGGAUGCGGCCUAACCAUGUUUUCUCUUGAAAUAAUCAUAGACUAUUUAAGUUUAUAUUCUCAAUAAAUAAGACAAAUAUUUUCCACUGAAAAAGGAAAAAAAGGAUGGAUGACAGAAAGAAAGUGAUGGCAAAAAGAAAGUUUGAUUUUUGCAGUGUAAAUCUUACUAAAAGCCUACUUGGUCAAACACCGUUUUUCUACAAAAAUCGUUUUGAAAUUCGUUUGCUAUGAAAAAAUAACCUAAAUAAACUACAAAUAUACAAAGGAAAAACGAUUCUAGUGGCUAUAUAAGUUCACUUUUGAGUUAGAAGCUUUAUAGUUGGAGCACAGAUCCUCUUCCUGGUCUUAAGAAAAAGUUUUAAAACUACAAUAAGCCUUUUACAGUUGUGUUGUUAAGGACGAAAUAUACUUUUACAUUUCUAAACAAUGGCCUACGCUUCAUUUUCACCCUGCAGAGUAUGAAAGUACUUGGUCAACACACGGUUGCAAUGAGGAAAUGGAAAAAAGGGUUGUUUAUUUCUGCCUCAACUUCUACUGAAGAAUAGAUUACACACAGGAGCUGAACAAGACAAAGUCCACUGCCAAAUAUGAACAGCCCACUAUAUCAGGAUUAGAAAUGGUAAAUAUUGUAAUGAUAAUAACCAUUGUUGCUUAGAGGAUCACGGUGAGUCAUAAUGUCUUUUUUAUAGCAUAUAAAUGAUUAGUAUGAGUUACAAUGAACAUUCAGUGCGCAGCUCUGAUUUGGGGUCAGAAGGCCAAAAAAGCUCUACAAUCCUGUAAAUACUCUAACUGCGAAAACUCUACAGACUAAUUCACCGCCUUGGCAGCAUGCAGUGGGCUGUAAUGAUAACAGUCUUUGUCUUAUCAGUGCGUAAGAGUCUGAACUUGAGCUUUAAUAGUUUCUUCUCCUUGACUUUGUUCCUCUCAUAUUUAUGCGCCUCGUGCAGGUGGCGAAGUUGGGGAACACCGCCCUUGUUGAGACCCUUCUCGAGGCGGGAGCAGACCCCAACGUGCGUGACCCGGUCCUGAAUCUCACCGUCACACAUGACGCCGCACGCGACGGCUUCAGAGAUACCGUGCGCGUGCUAUUGGACCAUGACGCAGACCCGGAUCUAACGGAUGAGCGAGGCAACCUGCCGCUCCAUUUGGCUGCUCGAGAAGGACAUCUGCAGGUGGUCCAGCUGCUGAUUCAACAUACCACUGACCCCCGAGCUGUCAACGGCCAAGGGUACUCUGCCGGAGAGCUCGCGCUCCACCACGGGAAGAUUGACAUCUUCAAUUUCAUCCAAGAGUAUCUGAGCUCACGUAAGUCUAGUAAUAGGCUGUUCAAUUCAAAUUCAAAUUCAACUUUAUUUGUACAGCACUAUUCAGACAAAAAUAUAUAUUUCAAAGUGCUUUAUUAAACAACAAUAAAACCCAUGGGUACCCAUGUACCCACACACACACACACAGAGACACACACACACACACACACACAAAGUACGGGAGGAAAGCGCUACCUUUGGGAAACACUGGAGAUAAAAUAUUUCAAAAAAUAAAAUGUUAAAAAGAAAGGCUACCUGAUGAAACCUGAUGGACUAAAACAAGAAAAUCAUAUUUAAUAAACAGAAAAGUAAGAGCUCUUUACCAUGUAAAAGGGGCAAAAGAAGUAAAAAACCUCCAAGAUGGGAGUUAAGAAAAAGACUAAGAACAAUAAUUGAUAAAAUUACAUAAAAGAAACAGUAAGAACUUUGACUAAAAUGAACAUUUACAAUAAGAGAAAUAUAAAAGGCAACCAGUGAAAAGCCUGGUUGAAAAGGUGAGUCUUGAGCCCCUAAUAAAAAAUAAUAUCCUUUCUAAAAAUCUGGACUUAAAAGAAAAACUAUGUUAUUAGGUGAAAAAUGUUUUGGUUUUUUUUGUAUCAAAAACACUAACUAGUAAAACAGCAAAGGUUCAGAUCCAGUCUGCUUUUCUAAACAUAAAUGUUCUUCAGUAUGGUGUCCCUGGCCUUUAUUGUAUAUAUCAUCAAGAAUAAAUGUCAUUUAUAAUUUCCUGCCAUUAUAAUGAAAUGACAAAACUGCACUUAAAACAACGUGCCUUUAUUUUUCAAGUCACUUAACUGUGGGUGAAAACUUUAAGGCCUGUGGCUGUUGCUGCCCCUGCUGUUCUACACUGUAAACCUGGAAAAGUUCAUUCUACCUAAAAUUUUUGAGGCAAGUGAUUGGACUUUAAUGAUUUAAGUAAUGAGUGCAUCAAUUAAGUAAUUCAGUAAAAUCAACGCAAAUACAAAAGGGAAUGGAAUAGAUUAUUUGAGGUGAAUACACUAAAAGAAAAGUUAUUUGUACUCAAAAUGUGUAUUAAAAUUCAUACCUAUUCAACUCACUAUUUUAAGUGACAACAACUAAAUUUCUCACGUGCAUUUAGCUGUAUUUGGCUUUUAUUAACCCUCCAAACAUCGGACGUUGAAGAGACGCGCAGAUCAAGUCAGUAUUGGGUCAGUCCGUCAAAGACCACAUCUACGUCAGUGCGACGUGCAAAUAGGUUAGAAAUUUCGACGUCCAAAUUGGCCCUUUUUUAGACGUUGCUCUGACUUUUAGAAUUUGGACGUCAUCCGAAGACCAUAUCUAGACGUCGACACAACGUGCAAAAUGGAUCAAAGACUUAGACGUCACUAUUGGACCUCUUUUAGACGUUGAAAUGACAUCCACAUUUGUACUUCAUCGUAGAAAAAAUACGUUAAAUAGAUGUCAUUUCGACGUGGCAUUGCGCAGUGGGAAAUUCAAAAGUUUAAGUUAUGCCAACCCAAAAAUAUAUCACACCAAAAGUUGUCAUUAAACUUUAUUGACAUUUGCAGAAAACAGGACAUAACAACAGCCACAAUAAACGUAAAAUAGAACUAACGUAAAAUUAACCAUUAUAUGAUUUCAGGUCCUACUUUCUUUAAAGCAUAGGGUGCCUACUGGAAUGUCCAAUGAGUCCGCAUCAUGAAGAUCCUACCAGUAACAAGAAAAUAAAAUGAUAUUUUCAUAGCAAUUAGAGUUUGUCUGUAUUGUAUAUGGGCAACCCUGAUGUAAGCAAGGAAUGGAUUCAGUCCUGGCAUCACUUCCAUGUUUAAGUCUGUAGUGUUUGAAAAGCUGUGCUCUUUUUUCAUAGUGAAGAGAAUAAUACUUGCAUUUCUAAAGCAUGUCUUCAUGUAUGGUUUAAAAAAAUGAAAAAUAUAUUUACAGUCAAAUGUUUUAGUUAGCUUUUUAAAGCAGGUCACUGAGUUUUUUUGAGAAAAUCCUGUUGCUCUUUUGCAAAAAAAAAGGUGGAAUUAAGUCAUCUGUAUCAAUUUAUGUUAGCUACCUCUGCCAAAUGGCAAUGUGAAACAACAAAAAAUUGAGAGGAUAAGCUAAGUACAUGGACUGCACUGAUAAUUAUUCUCAGAUGUUGUUUACACACCAAAAUUUUAACACAAUACAAAUUUUUAAUCUUCAGGGAUCAUGAAAUGAUGUAUUUCAAAUCAGAUGAAUAUGGAAAAUGACUCACCAAGUUGAAGAUGAUUUAUUCUGCUCUCCAUGAAAAUCAGAUGAUAUGAGAAACAUUCAUUUUGUCCCAUGCAUAAGCACUGCAGAUCAGUCCUUUAGUCCAUAUUUGUGGUAAAUAAAGCUAUGUUUAAUAAGGUGCAGAGAACAGGAAGGCUAUCUCCGUGACAACAAGACAAAGACCAACGGUCCUCCUUCCAGCAAGCCCAGACAUGUCUUCCAGACAAGAUUACAGUGCAGGCUAGAAGUUGAUUUUUGAAGCUUAUUGAACUCAAAACUAUAAGUGCAUGUAAAUUAUUGAGGCUCAACACAAUUUUUUGAGUUGAAUAAGCUUCAAACUGCUAGUGUACAUAUAAAUCAAAUAAUGUCAGUACCCUACACAUAUCAACAACACUUUACCUAUUUUACAGAAACUAGUCUGGGUUUACAGUGUGUGGAGCUGUUGAUAACUUUCACCCUCAUCAAUAAGGCCCAUAAUUGUUCUCUGCUGUUGUACUCUUUUAGAAAGCAGUGGAACACACCCAUCCCAUCAAGUAGCCGACUGCAGGAGUGUUUGUUUAAACCGAGUUUAUAUGCGCCCAUACUGUGCAGUUUUCAAAUAAUACACCGUCAAAGUCACUCGCAUUCAUCUGCGUAAAUGGGAGCAGGCGCGUUAUGCCCAUUUAAGCAGGUGGGGCAUAGGCGUCAGUUUGGGAGGGGGGGGGGGGGGGGGGGGUCCCCCACUUUUUGUCAGGGGUCGUUUUGUCUCCACCACACAAAUCCUUCACGUAUAAGCCAUUGUAAACCUAGUUAUUUUCAGUAGUAUAGAAAAUUCGGACGCUCCUGAACGCACCACCCGUAUUAGUCGGGGAGUUGCUGAGAGAGGCAGCAAACGUGCAGGGAGAUGCAGAGUGCGCUUUUUCUCCACCCGUGGUGAGUUAGAAAACCUGUUUGCUUGUUUAAUUUUAACCCUAUGACUAUCCCGUUUACUAAAUAUAUACGAGGGGGCUUUAGUUGGUUCCGGGAAAUACGUCUACGAAUUUUACAGUCGCCGACACACGCACGCACGCACGCACACACACACACUUUUCGAAACAAACUGACGCGCCUAACGUAUUUUCUCUAUGAUUCUUAUCAGUAAUAGUAUUUUAACUCAACAGAGGUUUUCUUCGCAUGUCCUAUAUUACACCACAAUAAAACAGAGUAUUCGUUUGAUCCAAAAGACGCUGCAUGAGAUUAUCAAGAAAAAAAGGGGAAAAAAACAGUAAGAAAGGAGAGGGAAAAAAUACAAAGUGACUGGGGGGUUAAUACCAAACUUAAGGUUAGUACUAAACGUUGGCAAGUCAUUCGGGACUUUGCUCUUGUUUCAUACUGUGCCAAUGUUUUCUUCUAUAAGAGUUUUAAUUAAAUCUUAUCAAUCAGUAAACAAUGUUGACGUGUAGUUUGCAAAAACUUUCCAGUAUCACAUAAGACACAAAAAGGCCAUGGUUACAUGCAUCUAUUGACAAUCUAUCCACUUGUUAAUUUUUUUUAUAAAAACAACAUAAAGAUUGACCAGUUCGAACUCAGUAGUCUGUCAGAUCAGGCCCAUUUGAUCAUGCAACAGUUCUGAGUCCAAUAGUCCAGUACAAUUAGUUUAUUAGGCCUAUUUGUUGGUAAGUUUUGGUUUUCUUUAAAAUUCAAAAUUUCCAGGUUAGAACCCCUAAACUUUCCUCUAGUUGCUUGUGCCUAGCCAUGUUUGAAUGACCCUAUACUGUAUUAAGAGUUUAAAAAUUUUGUUAAAUCCUGUAAUAUACCAGGUCCUUACUGCGCAUAUUAUCAAUCUUUAAAAUCUAACCAUCCUGCCCUUAUUUUUGACUGCCUAGAACCACUGCAGUUACGCAACAACCUUAGGAUUGCAAUACACUUGGGACAGAUAGAAGAGCUUCUAAAAUUACCUUCAAAAUGCUGAAAUACCACCACUACAUACUGUUGUAAGUUAUAAUGUUAUUGUAAUAUAGGAAUAUUUAAAUGAUUACUGAUUCCUAUUGAUUUUAAUAUUUCCAUUUAGUGUGCAGAAACUUUAUCACAGCCUUAAAAAUGCCACUGUCCAGAGAUAGCCUGUUGGGGUAUUUAGCUAAAGAUUCAUUUUAUUUGGGAUGCACACUUCCAAAAAAGCUGCUUGUCCUGUUCUAUGAUGGGCUGUUUCUAUUAAUUUUCCUGUCAUGUUGGACCCGCAAAUUUGGGAACCUGUUGAAUGGGAGUAAGAAAAAUGUAAAUAAUGUUUUAUUUUAUUUGAGUUUAUUUUAUUUAUUGAUAAAAUAGCAGAAUGCACAUAUUUGCAUUUUUUUCAAUUCUCAAGUAUUUUUACUGGUUGAAUUCUUCAGGUCGACUCAAUCCAUGUCAAUUGAUUGAAGUAACAGUAUUUGUUGUUAAAAAUUUUAAGACCUACACAUGACCAUUAAAACCAACAACACACACUCACACACACACAAAAAAAAAACACUCAGGCUAAGAUCAAGUCGACUUCCUAGUCAUUUUCAGAACUUCACUAUGACCUAGAUCACACCCUUUUGUGUGUGUGUGUGUGUGUGUGUGUGUGUGUGUGUGUGUGUGUGUGUGUGUGUGUGUGUGUGUAAGAGAGAAAGAGAAGUACGUGUGUGUUUUGCUUUAACACGAUUACAGCACUUUUUCUUUUUAUUCCCUUACAUUUGUUUAAAAAAUGGGGCACUCUUAGUUUUUAAUGGUAUAGAUUAGAUUAUUGAGUAAACAUGAAACACUCAAAAACAAAUGUCAUCUCUCCAAGAGAGUGCUGCCUCAGACCUGCUGAGAAACCGAACAGAGCUACUCAAUCCCACAAAUGGGACUGAGAGAGAUCAUUUACAAUCUGACUCUGAAAUAGUACAGUUGAAAAACACACUGUAAACUAGUUCAUAUUCAUAUGUAGAAGAUCUAAAAGGAUGAAAGUGUCCUUUAUUUACUGCAUGUUGCGCAAGUUCCCGAGUAGGCCUACUUCUGCGGGUAGUCUGUGAAAUAUUUAGCCCUGUAGUAAUUUUUCUCUUUUCCAUAUUCGAGUUAAAAGACAUACUCUUGUUUUCUAGAGGAAGUUUUCACAUGAGGCUUAUCCAAAAUUAUCCUGCAUUGUACUCAUCCGAGUGCAGCUGGAAAAUGCACCUUGUCAAAAAUAUAAAGCUCAUAAACUCCUUGGUAAAGAAAUGUGCUUUACUGCAAUUUGAACUGCGCAGAUAUAUAAUCUUGAACAGACAAUUGGAGUAAGACGCCAUGCCAUUCUUUUAGGGAUGUAUUGUCCACGUUUCUGAUAUAUGUGUGAUCAUGGUAAACCUUGCGCACAGAAGUUAACCGCGUCAAUGAUCGUAACACGUUAAAUAUUUGACCCAUGGCGCACUUGGAACAGGGCAGCUGACUUAAACAGUGGAUGAAGAAGCCUAUUUAUUGCGCACAGUGCAGUUUUAAAGUAGCCUACUUGUGCUUCUCUGUUUUACAGCCAUUUUGCAUUACGUUGUAGACGUGAGCUGUGUGCCGCUUUUGUCUAUGGAUCAAGGCAACGAGGCUUCAGAAUUUUACGCAGCAAUACCUCAUUUGGUCGUGCUUACUAUGAGUUUUCAAAGAGGUAGAGUAGUAAAAACAGCAGUCAGAAUUUCCUUGAUGAUUUUGUUUGAAAUAGUGUCUUAUUGCGCACAUCUGACUGAACACUCAUAUUUCGCUCGUAUAUUUACGGUCUGAAAAAACCUGAUGGUAACCAUUUGACUAGAUGAAACGGUAUCGUUUCUAUUAGAUGAAUCAUUUUGGCAAUACAAGUUUGAUUUUCCCCCCUUGCUAUCAGCCCUGAAAAUGAAAGUGUUUUGAUCUCGGCACUCACCAUGAUCGUACACUUAUGUCAUUACGUCUCAUUAUGUGUUGACCUCAUGUGCCAUUAUUGUGCCAUUAAAGACGCUGCGGGGACUUUAACAGACAUCAGGUUUGUCCAAAGAAGGUUACAAUGGUAAUGGAAGUUAUGGUCCUAUAGUCGGGAUCAAGUUAUGCACAACUUUGAUGCAAAAGUUGGGGAGUUACGAACUACGCCAUGACCUCUUUUGUUGACCAAAGCGCAGACUAUCUCAAAGCCUUGUAAUAAGAGGCCCUUUUGGGGGUUCUGUAGGCCUUGAGCGAGGCUUGGUAAAGGGUGGGCGGGUAGUAAAGACAAGCGUCGACUUACAAAAAAGGAGGAGGGGUCAACCAAAUAUGGGCUGUAAUGCAGAGCCGUUCAUGACGUGCAUAUUUGGUUUGGAUUGGCUGGACAGUGAGUAGGCUGGACCACAAAGAGACCUGAAGAAGUACGGGGGAAAUCAAUGACAGCACAACAGCCUACUCCAGAACUUAUACAUUUUUCAACAGACUCUUUCUAAUUUCUGUUCUUAUAAUACAUAUAUGGGGUAUGUUUUAGCAUUUUCCACGCUUAUUAAAUAACAUGUGGCCCACUUCUGAAUGAAAUCAUGUCGCCUGAUAAAAGUACACAAUACUCAUCUUUUUCCACAAAGAAGUAGGCUAUAUUUUGUGCUUAUUUAUUAUUUUCAUGACUGCAAAUUUUGAUAAAUGUCAUGGUGUUGACUAUAACUUUAUUAAAUACAGGCUUUUUUUCUGUCUUACAGACUGAUCGACAGCAGGAGGAAAAAGAUGCAGCCGUCCUGUACACCCUCGGGCUCUGUCGUUAUUUCUACAGUGACUCAAUAACUGAACAGUGCUUUGGACAACAGUGACUGAAUAAACCUGCACUAACAGGAAGUGCGUGAACCCGGCUCUUUUGACUCGGGAUUAAUACAGGAUUAAUGCGUUUGGAGACCUAUUAUUAUUAAUGCAAGCUUUAUACUCCAUCUCUAUUGCGUUUAAGUGUUCAUCUUUGUCUGUUCUGGUGACAGACAAAUGAGAGGGUAGGCAUUACAUAUAUUUAAGGGGGGGCACACUUAUUUAAACCUGUAUUUUACCUGCUUCAGGCUUAUCGGCAGCUCUUGGCCACUCCUACAGUAUUGAAAUGUUAUUUUCUUUCAAUAACAGGCAUUUCAUCUUUUAAAUAUAUAGAAAUAAAGCAAACAAAAAACAGCA